GCAAAGGUAGAGAAGAAGUCCAACGAGAAUCCAUGAAAAGCAUUACCAGCGGUUAAGGUUGUCGUUGUUCAGUUUCUUCCUCCAAACGAUAACAAUCAAACAAUCGAAUACUAAAAGGGAAAAGAAAAAACUCCAUGUUCUGUCUCCAAUGGCAGGAGCUACUGCAACUACACCACCAUUAAUCAAUCUCACCACACUCCUCCAAGCCCCGUCACUUCUCUGCAAACACAUUCCCUUCUCUUACCAACGCUUUUAUUCUGGAUUCUCCUCAACCACAGUUAAAGCCCAAACACCAAAUGUCAUAGCAAGCUGAAUAGUUCGGGUGGGGGAGAGCCAUAUGAGAUGGAUGAAACGGGUUUGUUUGAUGAGUAUGAUGGAAUUGAAGAUGACAGUGACGACGAGGAUGCAGAGAGUAGUGUGGAUUUGUUGAUCAGAUUUUUUCAGAGCAUGUUUAAGAAAGUGUCUAAGCGAGCCAAGAAAGCUUCUCGCUCUGUUUUGCCCACAGUAAUAUCGCCCCAGCUUGUUUCUUUUGCUGUUGAUGGAACUCUGCUACUUGCUUCGCUUUCUGUUGUGAAAGCGCUGCUUGAGGUCAUGUGCACUCUCGGAGGCACUGUAUUUGCUGCAAUUCUGAUCCUGCGUGUGAUUUGGGCGGCAGUUUCUUACUUUCAGUCAAGUGGGAAUAGCUUCAACCAAGGGGGAAGUUCUUUUGGUGCCGUAGCCUAAAGGCCCUGACCACUCUUCAACCUUUAGCAAAAGAUGGCCAAUUGGCUGGUAAACUUGUGAAAUCGCCACCAAGAGGACGAAAUCCGUCUUACGGUAAAAUGUAAUGUGCCUUGUCAAAUACCAAAACAACAGUUUUCAAUUUAAACAACAGAGAUACUACGAGUAAAUUUAAGUUUCGCCAUUCUUCUAUAUGAUGAUAUGCUACGGUGUAAUUGCUUUACUUCGUUU
Messenger RNA from Vigna umbellata (rice bean), 951 nucleotides. Lineage: Eukaryota; Viridiplantae; Streptophyta; Magnoliopsida; Fabales; Fabaceae. The record is from RefSeq and is a predicted model, not a curated record.